GCGCGGGAAAUCAACCUUUGAGAGAAAAUGGCGACUGAAGCAAAGCGAGCGCGGGUUAGCGGGAUAAAAAGGAUCGCAGUGGAGGGAAAUAUCGCUGUUGGAAAGUCUACGUUCAUCUCCCUGCUAGAGGAGGAGUGUCCAGACUGGGCGAUCGUGGGGGAACCUCUGUCCCGCUGGCAGAACGUGCAGUGUCAGAGUGAGAAGGACGAGGAGAUCACACUGUCCCAGAAACAUGGAGGGAACCUGCUGGACAUGUUUUACUCCGACCCUCGGCGCUGGGCGUUCACGUUCCAGUCUUACGUGUGUCUGAGCCGCAUGAGACACCAGCUCAAGCCUCCGCCGGGGCACCUCGAAACUGCUGCAGACCCGGUCAUCUUCUACGAACGAUCAGUCUACAGCGACAGGUACUGUUUUGCCGCCAACUGUUUCUCCCUGGGCACGUUUAACGAGACGGAGUGGAACAUCUACUGUGACUGGCACUCCACCAUGAUGGCCGCCAUGGGGGAACUAAAACUGGACGGGAUCAUCUACCUCAGGGCUGAGCCAGAGGUGUGCCUGGAGAGGCUUCAGUUGCGAGGACGGCCAGAGGAGCGUCCAGUCUCCCUGGAGUAUCUGGACCAGAUCCACACACGACACGAGUCCUGGCUGGUCCACAAGGAAAUCAGUGUUUCAGACAGCCUGAAGGGGGCGCCGAUCCUCAGUCUGGACUGUAACCAGAGUUUCCAGGGCGACACGGACAAACAAAAGGACAUGAUGGCACAGGUGAAGACCUUUGUUGCUGGGCUGUAGAACUAGACAAGAAGCGGACAGAGGUGGACCCAACAUGCACUGGGCCUUU
Messenger RNA from Branchiostoma belcheri (Belcher's lancelet), 838 nucleotides. RefSeq names its product deoxycytidine kinase-like. The record is from RefSeq and is a predicted model, not a curated record. Gene Ontology annotation, molecular function: deoxynucleoside kinase activity; ATP binding. The transcript has 8 exons. Gene Ontology annotation, biological process: nucleobase-containing compound metabolic process. Bases 28 to 789 code for a protein of 253 amino acids. Gene Ontology annotation, cellular component: cytoplasm; mitochondrion. NCBI's taxonomy places the organism in Eukaryota, Metazoa, Chordata, Leptocardii, Amphioxiformes, Branchiostomatidae.